Molecule: messenger RNA, 1347 nt
Organism: Fusarium mangiferae
Lineage: Eukaryota; Fungi; Ascomycota; Sordariomycetes; Hypocreales; Nectriaceae
Exons: 4
Coding region: 1-1347 (448 amino acids)
Biological process (GO): regulation of DNA-templated transcription
Molecular function (GO): zinc ion binding; DNA-binding transcription factor activity, RNA polymerase II-specific
Source: RefSeq, a predicted model, not a curated record
AUGAAGACUCGACGCAUUGUUGGUCCGCUAGAUCAGCGUAAAAGGCUAACACGCUGCCAGUCAUGCGCAAGACGACGUAUCAAGUGUGAAGGGGGCACCCCUUGCGAGUAUUGUAUCCGUGUGAAGAAGGACUGUCAGCCUCAAGCUGCUACAGUCCCCGAGCUGAAAUUUGUCCGCCAUUCAGUGGUACCUCAACAUACAAGGAACCUCCAGUCGCAAAUAAGCGAGAAACCCGAUAGCGUUUACCUGAAGACAUUCUUCUUGUUUCUUCAACGUUGUGAAUUUACACCUGAGUUUGCAAAACUUGGUUCUGACUUUCUGCCUCUUAUCCAAACAUGUGCACCACUACGAGAGGCAACAGUUGCGAUUGGCGCCUUGGAAAUCAGCAGGUCCCCAAGUACACGGUCUUCCGAUGAGCUUCGAUCGCCGUACCACUUUGCAUUGAAGUCAUAUAGCAAGGCACUUGCAAGCCUCCAGCAUUACAUCCAAUCACCACGCGCAUUACAUUGCCAAGGCGUUCUUUGGUGUACAUUACUUCUUGGCUUAUUUGAGCUGAUGAUCGAAGUCUCUGGUGGCCAAUGGGCUAAACAUAUGCUCUAUGGCACUUCAAAAAUACUUGAUCUUUCUGGCACCGACAAUCGUUCUGAUUAUCUCCGCUGUCAGUCUUUUGAAACAUUCAGGCUGUUGGAGGCCAAUCGAGCGAUUCUGUACGGUGAAGAUACCGUACUAUCCGACUACACGUGUACGGGCCAACAUGACCUGAUCACAUCAAACCCACUGGACGAAAUUCUGAACUUCAUGAUCAAAAUAUCCUCAUUCAGUAAAAGUUUCUUCGAUCGAAUUGAGUCAAUUCCAGAUAAUCAACGACGUGAUCAUCCAGACCUAGACAUACUGGUCACACAAAGCUGUCUUUACCAAUACGAACUUCAGUCUUGGUAUUCCCGGUGCAAUACAUCGAUCAAAUCGCCUGGACCAUAUGCAAAACUCGCAUUGGCAAGUUACCAUGCUCUCCAGUUAUUCCUCUGCAGAAAUUUCACUUUCUAUGACUGCUGGGAUACGAGAGUUUUUCCUGUUCUCACCUCCAAAGAGAUUGAUACUCAUGUCGCCAGUGUGAUCUCUUGUUGCUCUGAAAUACUCGAGUAUUCUCAUAUCGCUGGAGUGUUGGCAAUAUUUCCACUUCGAAUGGCGGGUGCGAACUCUGCAGAUUCGAGAGAGAGGAAAGAGAUUAUAAGGCUACUAGAUCUAAUAUCACAAAAAGGAUUCGUCGUUUCAGGGAGGAUUAAAGCCGAUUUAGUAGAGCUAUGGGAGUGUCAGUACUUGAACAGUAAAGAGGGGGGUCAGAGCUGA